AUGCUCGUGGGUAAACGGAGUGAUGCGUUCCCCUUGCUGUGUGGUCCCCUCAUGACCCGUCACACCCUCUCCAGUAGGACCCAGCUUUCUCCCAAACACUUCGAGCUCACUUGUAGGCGUGAAUUAAUUCAGACGUUCAUGGCACGAACGCUGCACGCGUACAGGAAUCGUUGCUGUGAUUUCUUGUCAUCAUAUGCUGUGUUAGCAUUUGACUGUCCAAAAAGUCCUGCUGAUAGUACUCCAAGACGACCUGUUUUGUCUGUCAGUGCAAGAAAAAUCAAAGAUAAUGCAGCAGACUGGCAUAAUUUAAUGAUGAAAUGGGAGAGACUGAAUGAUAAUGGAUUUACUACGGCAAACAAAAUAGUCAACAUGAAGAUCAGUGAGCAAUUUCAAGACAACAAACUGGAGAUAGCAUGUGACAACAGUGCCACAGAAUCUGAAAAGCCAAUUCCAAAAUACAAUGAAGAACUGGACAAUUGCUGUGCAGAAUUACUUGAGACCUUAAAGCAUAUGACAAAAAUACAACUGAAAAUGGAAAAGCUUACUUCAACUACUAAAGCAAUCUGUGACUUGGAAACAUACCACCAUGGAGCUGGGAAUUGCACAGUAUCCUUCUUUCAUACAUGGCCCACACCAUACUUCUAUGAGGUUUCUCUGAAGCUCUCUGAGAUGUACAAGAAAGAACUACAACUCAAGCAAACAAUUGUACAAGAAAUUGCUCAUUCUGCUGACCAGGAUCUGAUGAUGGUCUAUUUAUCAUCAUGGUUAUACCAGCCUUACAUUGAGAACAGCAGCAAACUACUACUUGAAGCCAUGCUGCUGGAAACAGGACAUAGACAGUGCUAGAAUUUCAAAUGUUACAUGGCUUGCUUCUAGUGAUGCUUACACGAAACUGAAAUGGCAAAUUGCAAGACUUAGCAAGUAAGUUGAAUUCUUGUAACGCUUAUUAAAAACAUUUAUUAUUUUG
Messenger RNA from Pelecanus crispus (Dalmatian pelican), 967 nucleotides. NCBI's taxonomy places the organism in Eukaryota, Metazoa, Chordata, Aves, Pelecaniformes, Pelecanidae. The record is from RefSeq and is a predicted model, not a curated record.